CAGGUGCGUGCCUCUAUAAAGACCUCUGGAGCCUGCAUCCGCCCACCGGGAGCUUCCAGCACCCUCUGUCUCAGCAGGUACAACCCAGGGGUCCAGCAAACCUCGGCUGAGGUGCCUCCGUGUUCUCUGCUACCUAACACGGGACCGCGCUUGAAUGAACUCCUCUAUUUCAGCUCUUUUGCCAUGAUCUCUGCACAGCAGCCACCGUUCCCCAACAAAAUUCAGAGAGCAAUGGACUGCCCGACUGAGGAAGAGGAAACCUGUGAAGAGCAGUACGACUCUGAAAACUGCACUUGCAGCUCCAAGUGUGCAUCAUCAACAGCAGAAUCCGAUUCAGAUUCACCAGUAAUUCUUAAAAUACUACAGAACUGGGUUCCCAGAGUUUCGCACUACUUCGACAAAGAGCACUAUACCUACGUAGGCCACCGGAUCGUCAUCCAGGAGUCCAUAGAACACUUUGGAGCUGUCGUGUGGCCAGGGGCACUGGCUUUAUCUCAAUAUCUGGAAUCAAAUCAAGAACAAUUCAACCUCAAAGACAAAAAAGUUUUGGAAAUUGGCGCUGGAACAGGCUUGGUUUCCAUUGUGGCCUGUAUCUUAGGAGCUUACGUUACAGCUACCGAUUUGCCUGAAGUUCUUGAAAAUCUCUCAUAUAAUAUUUCAAGAAAUACGCAAGACAUGAAUAUGCACAAACCUGAAGUGAGAAAACUGAUAUGGGGAGAAGGCCUCAACGAAGACUUCCCUGUAUCAACUUACCAUUAUGAUUUCUUACUGGCAACUGAUGUUGUGUACCAUCAUGCAGCUCUGGACUCCCUGCUAGCAACAAUGGCGUAUUUUUGUAAGCCAGGAACAGUAUUACUAUGGGCAAAUAAAUUCAGAUUCAGUACAGACUACGAAUUUUUGGAAAAACUUUGCGAUAUAUUUAACGUUACCAUUCUAGCAGAAUUCCCAGAAUCAAAUGUCAAGCUGCUUAAAGCCACAGUAAGAGAGAAUUAAAGAGAAAACUGUUACCAAGUUUGAUUUACUAGCAGCACCUUACAGUUUGGAAUGUUUUGCAGCAUUUACGGUGCACCUUCUGUGCAUUUAUGCUUGUAAAGUUGUGGUUGUAUCUGAGUUUUGCAUUACAAGUUAUAAAAAACCUGGCAAGACAAACGAUAUAGCAAUUUGUCUCUGGUUGAUACGUACGACCUGUUCAAACAGACCAAUUUCACCCUGAUGGAACAAUGUUAGUAGCAAUAGUUAGCAAAAAGGCUUUAACAGACAGCAUUGAUCUUCUGGGCUGCUCUGAAUUUCUGUUGUUUGUAAGGUGUUUUCUUUCAGCAAGUUUGAUUUAUGUACUCUUUCAGAAACCAAUACAAUUUUUAGCUUAAUUAUUUGUUUUUAUUAAUUAUAAAAUAAUCUUUUAAAGUA
This is a messenger RNA of Calidris pugnax (ruff), 1407 nucleotides long. RefSeq names its product methyltransferase like 21C (gene METTL21C). Gene Ontology annotation, biological process: peptidyl-lysine methylation. The transcript has 5 exons. The record is from RefSeq and is a predicted model, not a curated record. Gene Ontology annotation, molecular function: protein-lysine N-methyltransferase activity. Bases 184 to 993 code for a protein of 269 amino acids. Gene Ontology annotation, cellular component: cytoplasm; cytosol. Lineage: Eukaryota; Metazoa; Chordata; Aves; Charadriiformes; Scolopacidae.